This is a messenger RNA of Aphis gossypii (cotton aphid), 1407 nucleotides long. Its product is annotated as sporozoite surface protein 2. Lineage: Eukaryota; Metazoa; Arthropoda; Insecta; Hemiptera; Aphididae. The record is from RefSeq and is a predicted model, not a curated record. Bases 158 to 1102 code for a protein of 314 amino acids. The transcript is spliced from 3 exons.
CGUAGGCAUCAGUCAGCGACUGUGAUUCAUUACGAUUUGUUCAAUGACGUUCUUCCGAGCAGUACUACUGGGUAUAACAUUAUAAUACAAUAUUUUAAUCGACGAAUUUUAUUCGUUUAAUAAACUUAAUGAAAAGUCUUCCGUCGUCACUGGAUUUAUGAAUUUCAAAAUGAAAACGGCCAUGUUUAAAGUCUUUGCUACGUGCAUUGCGACAUUAUGCAUCACGUUACCAGUACCCUCGAAGGCCACUCCGGUUCUAUCAUCGGUGCCGGUGAAGUCCGAGGAAAAAGAUGAAAAUCCGAUUAUAGAAAAUCUCUUGGACAAAAAAUCCGAAAUCCUCGACCGACUAAAAUUUGUGGAUCUCAAAUCUAUUGAUUUCGAGUUAAUCGCGAAUGAAGUGUUGCGGGAACCGGCGAUAGCGGUACACGAGCAAAUGAUGGCGUCACGGGAAUUUCACCGACAACGUAGAUCCUUCGACCCCGAAUUAGAAGAACGUCUAAGGAAAGAGGUCGAAAAGGACGACACUACUCUUUCUAUACCUUUAGACUCCAAAGAUGCUAUGCCUGUAAUGCCGCCAAAAUCGAAUGAAGACAAAAACUCUCAACAGUCGAACGAGAACGAGGACGACGCCGAAGUCAACGAACUCCCAGAUCCCCCGAGUUCUUCCGAGCACGACAAUUCAGUGCACGAGUCCAACGAGUCCAACCAUCCACAAGAAUCCAACGAGUCUAACAAUCCACGAGAAUCCAUCGAGCACAACCAUCCACAAGAAUCCAACGAGUCUAACAAUCCACGAGAAUCCAUCGAGCACAACCAUCCACAAGAAUCCAACGAGUCUAACAAUCUACAAGGAUCCAACGAGUCUGACAAUCCACGAGAACCCAAUGAGUCCUACAGUCCCCAAGAAUCCAAUGAACCCCAUUAUCCACAACACGAAGGGCGCCCGGACGUUCCACAAGAAUCUAACGAGUCCGAAUAUCCACCAGAUACGAAAUCCUACGAGUUCGAUACCGGGCCCCGCCGAAACAUUCCUUACAACGAAGACGACGAGGAAAAGGAUGAUGAACCUGAUGAACCUAAACCUCCCUUUCAAAAAAUGUAAUUUUACCAACUAUAUUACAUUAUAAUCCACACGCAUUUAAUAAUAUUAUAUAAUGUGUACUUUUUUUUACUGUCAUCUUGACUUUAAUUAACUUAAUUUUAACAAUAAUAAUCGGCCCUUGGAUAAUAAAUGCUUUACGCAUAGUAAUAAUAAUGUUCAUUUGUUAUUAAAAAAUUAACCAUUUUCAACAGUUAAUUGAAUACUCUGUGACUUUUAUAUUAUAAUUUAUAACAGACUAUAUUAUGCAUUCCAAUAAUUAAAUAUAUUGUAGCAUAUAUUAAAAUAAACAAUAUUAUUAUUAUUCA